AUGUUGGCCAAAUCAUUACUCUUAUGCAUGGCUUCUGCCUUAGCUGCUGCUUCUGAAGUUGCAGUCUACUGGGGUCAAAACUCCGCAGGUGGUCAAGAAAGAUUAUCUACUUACUGUGAUAGCACUAGUGUAGACAUUGUUCUUGUUUCCUUCAUUAAUGGAUUCCCAGACCUUGAAGUUAACUUUUCUAACCAAUGUGGUCUUACUUACCCAAGUGGCUUAUUGCACUGUCCUCAAAUUGGUGAAGACAUUAAAUACUGUCAAUCUAAGGGUAAGAAGGUUAUGAUUUCUAUGGGUGGUGCCAGUGGUACUUAUGGUUUCUCUUCUGAAGCUGAAGGCUCUGAAUUUGCCACUACUUUGUGGAAUAAGUUUGGUGGUGGUUCCGAUGCUGAAAGACCGUUCGAUGACGCUGUUGUUGAUGGUUUUGAUUUCGACAUUGAACAUGGUGCUGAAACUGGUUACGUUGCUUUAGCUAAGGGUUUGCAAUCUUACUUUGCUAGUGCUUCUAAGAAAUACUACCUUUCUGCUGCUCCUCAAUGUCCUUACCCUGAUGCCACUCUUAACCAAUUAUUGACUUCUGUCGCACUCGAUUACUCUUUCAUUCAAUUCUACAACAACUACUGUAGCUUGGGUCCAAACUUCAACUGGGCUUCUUGGGCUGAAUACGCUGCUACCGUUUCUCCUAACAAGGACAUCCAAUUAUUCCUUGGUUUGCCCGGUUCUGCUGCUUCUGCUGCUGGUUACACUCCUUCUGCUACCGUUGACCAAUACUUGUCUGAUAUUCAAUGUGGUCCUAACUUUGGUGGUUUUGCUAUCUGGGAUGCUUCUUCCGCUUGGUCCAACGUUGACUCAAACGGUGAUAACUACGCUGUCCAAUUAAAGAACUUGUUGAACGAAGCUGAUCCAUGUACUACUUCUGCUUCUUCUUCUUCAACUACUUCCACUAAAUCAUCCACUACUGCUGCUACAACAUCUGCUAUUACCGUCACCUCCGAUGUAUUGAGUUCAAGUGCAUUCUACGGUAAUGUUUCUUCCUCUGCUAUCCCAACAUCUUCUGAAG
Messenger RNA from Lizanozyma spartinae, 1060 nucleotides. RefSeq names its product glycoside hydrolase family 18 protein. The transcript has a single exon. Gene Ontology annotation, molecular function: chitinase activity. Gene Ontology annotation, biological process: carbohydrate metabolic process. The record is from RefSeq and is a predicted model, not a curated record. NCBI's taxonomy places the organism in Eukaryota, Fungi, Ascomycota, Pichiomycetes, Serinales, Debaryomycetaceae. Gene Ontology annotation, cellular component: extracellular region. The annotation marks the transcript as partial.